Molecule: messenger RNA, 774 nt
Organism: Branchiostoma belcheri (Belcher's lancelet)
Lineage: Eukaryota; Metazoa; Chordata; Leptocardii; Amphioxiformes; Branchiostomatidae
Product: transmembrane protein 56-like
Exons: 6
Coding region: 13-774 (253 amino acids)
Biological process (GO): lipid homeostasis
Cellular component (GO): endoplasmic reticulum; membrane
Source: RefSeq, a predicted model, not a curated record
UUUUAGUAAAAGAUGCUGUCUACAGGAUCUGACGCACCGUACUGGAUCACGGUGUUUGUAUCGGCGGUUGGGACAUGGCUGGUUUUCGCGCUGGUGCCGGCGAUUCUGGACAGGUCCAUUGUCUCAAGGCGGUACAACAGUCUACCUGUGGGCGAGCGGAAAAAGAUCCAGAAAUGCGCGGCCUCGUUAUGUGCAGCCCUGGUGGAAGGGACAAUCUCAGGGUAUAUUUUUUUCUUCCGGUCGGACAUCGGGCCAGACCAUGUUCGAUAUGACUGUUUCUUACUUCGACACAACGUCGGCAUCUUUUUAGGUUAUACCAUAGCAGACACUCUCCUGCUUUUGCUAACGCCGGAAUUUACAGGGGUCAAUGACCUCUUGCUCCACCACGCUGCGGGUCUCUUCAGCGGCUAUGCUGGGCUGACCUACCCGGUUUUCCCGUACUUCAUCAAUCUUUAUCUGCUGAUGGAGAUUUCCAACCCAAUGCUGAACCUCAGGGUUAUACUUGAUGUUAUGGGCUACAAGAAGUCCAGUCUGUACAUGAUCAACAGUGUCGUGUGGACCGCAGCCUUCUUUCUCGCUCGGAUCGUCACCAUUCCCCUAUUCUGGUACCACGUGGCCGUAAACGCUUCAAGAACGCUCUUCCAACAAGAAGUUGCGAUUAUUCUGACUGGUUUGGUUCUCAUGCCCAUAUUCAACGUUAUGAACAUCUUCUGGUUCGUCAAGAUUCUACUAGGGGCAAGAAAAAUUCUCAAGGAUCGUCAUAAUCAUAGUUAA